Messenger RNA from Aspergillus calidoustus, 4021 nucleotides. The record is from the annotation of a GenBank genome assembly. Lineage: Eukaryota; Fungi; Ascomycota; Eurotiomycetes; Eurotiales; Aspergillaceae.
CACGGCGAGAAAAUGAUGGAUGCGUCCUCGAGCUCACCACGAUCAAAGAGAGUGUCAACAUUGGCCACUAUCUGACUUUCCUGACUUCCCCAUGGCUUGCGAUUGAAAAAAAUUGAGAAAACCUCACCGACAUCCCCUGCUUCAGGGGUCUUUUCGCGCGCGUGGAACUCAUUUCUUUUUCCACAGUACCUAACAAGCAGCAUCAGUCCCCGAUUUCUCUCACACCGCUUCAGCAGACAAGAUGGCCUUCAACUUCAACUUCGGGCCGCCAUCUACACCCGGAAAGGGACAGGGUCUCUUUGGCAAUGGAUCCGCGACUCCAGCUCAAGCACCUCCGUCCGCCUCCAACUCUUUCACUCCGCAAGGCCCUCCUCCGUCUACCAUUCACGGAGGGAGCACUAGAUCGCAAGAUUUCUCCCCAAAGCCGAUCUUCAAUAGAUCCGAACUGUUAAAUGACAGCAUUUUUGGCUCCUCCAUCGACUCUCCCGAUUUCGCAUCUCGAACAAAGCAAAACACGGCGCCUAUAUCCUUUGGAGCGUCGCAAUCCUUAUUUAGCGUUUCUGGCGGCACUCGCUUCGGUGAGUCGACCAAUUGGGGCGUUUCGAAUGGUUUCCAAUCAUCACGGAUGGAGGAAAGGCUAGAUCAGGAAGAAGAGGUCGAGGAGGACAAUGGUCCGAUGGAAGAGGAAGAAGAAGAGGAAGAUGUUCAAGAACAGACGAGCAAAACAGCCGGAUCGGGCGCCAACUUUCUCGACACGCAUAUUGGCAAUACAGGGCCUCCGUCCUCCGUCCUAUUGCAGCGAAAAUCGAUCUACUCGAACCCCGGAGAUGCAAAACGGCCCAAGCUCGACGAGCGGUGGGCGAGCCAGUCACCCUUGCGCAAGGCGAAACUUUCCCCUAAGAAGGACUCGCCCAUACCGGCUAUCGUGCGGACCCUUGCGUCACGAGGUCGUGCUACGACAGCGGAGGAACCAAGCUAUUUUAUUCUAGAAACCGAGGAUGAAAUUUCGCGGAUGUACGACGAGGUGAAACAGGCAGAGCAGUACGGACAGGUGGAAUUUGAGAACGCUCUAUCAGGGGUUUGCAGCCGGCUGUCUACGGUGUGGAAGUCACCCAACAGCAAUGACCCUUCUCGGACGGGAACAGGCAUUGGCCCUGGAGACGGUGCCCCGAACUUUGUGAAGGCAAGCUUCCUAGGAUCACUGUUACUGCAGCUUCAUCACCCACCCUUUGCUGCUAGUAGACCGCCAAGUUUUCCUAAUUUCGGGUUCGGGGGACCGCGUGCGUUGAUGCUUGCCGGCGGAUCGGACACACCUGUUGCCGUUCCUAAAGUCCUUUUGGACUGGCUGGAAACGCACGCCGGUACAUCAGGCGAGCUUCGAAGUCUUGCACAGACUGGACCUGAUCCUACAGCAUCUCCGAACUUUUGGGAGAUAAUCAACGCUGCUGUCCUGCGAGGCAAGCUCUCAGAGGUGGCGAAGAUUUUACGGUCGGCUGAUUUCAACUACGCUCGUUCAGCGCUGGAAGAUGGCCUAUCGCAGCCAGGGUACCGUGGAGCACAGCUGCAGAACAUCCAGAGAUGCAUCAACAGAGUGCUCCAAGUGUUGGAAUCGUGCCCCAGCGUACAGCAUGACGACUGGGACGUCCGUGGUGCGGACUGGGUAGUGUACCGAAAGCGAGUUCUAGCUGCCGUGUCCGACCUGGAGGAGUUCGCGGAAGGAGACGAACAGCCUGCUCCUCAGCCUGCUGCUACUGGCAAUGCGUUCCAGGCGAUCAAUUUUGGGCUAGGGCCAGCCCCCUUCCAAGGCACUUCCUUUACAGAGUCUGCUCGUAUGGCAGAGAGCAAGGUGCCGUGGACCAUCUACCAGAAUCUCCGAGUGAUUUACCGCGUUCUCCUUGGCGAUCCGUCGGCUAUCAUGAAACUCGCAGAAAAUUGGGUCGAGGCUACGAUCGGCCUAACUGUCUGGUGGGAUGGCGAUGAUGACGAGGUCAGCUACUUACAUCGCGGGCCCAAACCGUCUGAAGAUCCCUAUCUUCGCCGUUUAAAUUUGGCGUUUGGCAGCGCGACCAAUGCGGAAGCGAACGAGAAGGGCUUCAGCAUCAAUUCGCUCAGCGGACUUGAGGCUGGUCUGGCUUCAGUUUUUGAAGGAAAUGUCGAAGGAGUGUUAGGAUUGCUCCAGACAUGGUCGCUGUGCGUAGCCUCUGCCGUUGCGGAAAUUAGCGCGGUCGGUGGCUGGCUGGAGACGGGCGGUGUCAAGCCACCGUCCGGCCUCAGCGAGAAUGACCUGAUGGUGCUCUCGUAUGGGCAGGAGGAGGUGACGGACCGUCGCGUCAACAAAGAUGAUGUUCUCACUGCGUAUGCUUCGGCGUUGUUUGAGCGGCGGUCAAUUGAAAAUGAAACUGGCGCUCGUGAAGGAUGGGAACUAGCACUUGAGGUGCUGAGUCGACUCGAUGACCGUGAGAAAGGGCAGAAGAGCGUUUCCGAGUUGCUCGAUAAGCUUCCGCUCGACACGGCGGAGCAGAUGGACAAGGUUGUUUUGCUUUGUACAGAAUUGGGUUUGGACAAGGAGGGCCGACGAGUUUCCGAGCGUUAUGGUGACAUGACCGUUUCCAACUCGGAAGAGUAUGGCCUUGCACUUGUUUGCUACGCUCGUGCACAUAACCGCCGGAAGGUGCGGUCUGUUGUCGACCUACUCAUCUCUUACAGUCUCGUCCACUCCAAGGCAUACCCCGCGACAAACAACCUGGAUGACCAGCUACGGGCACUGAUUCGAGAGCCCAAGACCUGCCUUCAGGCAAUUGCGUUAGCGGACGAUGAGGCUGCUUCAAUUCUACAAUUUUACUUUAGCGGCUACGCGACUCUGCGGCGGUUCUACGAGACGCGCGAUGAAGCGAUUGGACUUCCUGAAGGGCACAAGCCACGGUACAAGCCACUCGCUAGACGGCGGGCCGCCGCACAGGCGCUGGUUGCAGUGAUCAGUAGUGCUGCGGACAGUAUCUACGGCGGACUAUAUGAUCCCGAUCGCGAUUCGGCUAUUCAAGUCGACGGGCUGUUGGCUCUCCUCGGCGAGGCUCUUCCUCUAGUUCAUGAAAACUCAUCGAUUUUGACGACAGCUCAGCAGUUUGCGAUCCUAUCUGCUAUCGAAGAUCUAGAAACGGUUACACCUCGCGUCUACGCACAAUGCGAAGAAUGUUUCCGAUCAACGCUCCUCGAGUACUCGUCCUCGAAACACGGGUUCUCUGGGAAAUCAGACUCCUUCGUGCUGCCACCAUCACCUCGAGCCCUUCUGAAAAAAUCUGUUUCAUCGCUUACCGGCUCCAGCACAUUCUCAAUCAUCGGUAGUGACAUGCUCGAGUCAGCACGCACACGGUCGUUAUCCGGGUCAGCAGAAGGGUCCGGGGUGCUCGUGCCUCGGAGCGAAGGGGCGGUAGGAGCCGAGCGGGAGUGGGACUGGCGGACAGGCCUGACAGAAGACGCAAAGGGCGAAGACAUACUCCGCAUGUUGCGGUUAGGACUGGCGGGCGGGCUGAGCUUGGGGGCAUUGGGCCGGGUGUAAUCUCUACAUAUUCUAUCUUGGGAAUUUAUUUAGCAUGGCUGGCAUGGCAUGGAAAGUACUCCGGAGUAGUACAACGUUUGUAUGUGUCGAUGUGAGUCUCCGGGGGAUUGACAGCGACUGUGCGGCUGUUACUGGUGCUGUUCUACCAAUUUCCGAUUUGUUCCAAUAGUUAGAUAUUCCGUCAUAAUUUGCCUCUGGCGAUCAUCUUGCAAGUCUUCAGCCUCACUGGCCCUCAGGAACCCAAGGGCGGGGCAGGGCGUGAUUGGCCGGGCGCAGAUGCUGAGCCAUGAGUCAAAAUAGAAGAAUCGCGUUAUCAUGACCGGCGCUGAAGUCUGCUACAAGAUGAAACAGAGGACAGAUUGCACAAGGCCGGAGCAGAGCACAAGGUGCCCCCAGUCAUCAUCACCGUCGAGCCGUGACUAAGGCAGCCGGAAUCAGGCACGCUCUUUGUCAACGAGAGUCAUU